AACAGCAGCUCCAGUUUCUAAUUGGAUUGGGGGGGUGUGGGAAAAGUGCAGCAAUGGAUCUUUUUUUCUUUUGACAACCCUCUCCCCCUCAGGGCUAAUACUGCACGGGGGGGAAGAGAAAACCCCCAACAAGCCAGAAGCACCGAUCACACCUCCGUGUGGGAGCUAAUUGCUGGGAGCAGCGUUUGCCGCGAGACCUAGGAUUUCCCCUGCCUCCAACCUGAAGCGAUUUCUCCUGGAACAAAGUCAUUCCCCGUCGCACUCCACCUUUGCCGGCCGUUGACAAGUUUUGCCAUUUGGAUUUAAUGGAGCUGGGAUUCUUGUUACUCUUUGGACUUACAGUGACCUCGAGCGCAGGGUUCUCGCUGCCCGUGCCUCGCCCCCGACCCCUCGCGGAGAGCGGCAGCGGCCGGGGCCCGAGGUUUCCCGCGCUCCGGGAGCUGGCAGGGGCAGAGAGCCCGGGCCGAGCCGCCGCAGGGGGGCUGCUGGCCGGCGGAGGAGGGAAGGCGGAUGGCCCGGGAGCGCCGCGCCGCAGAGCCAAGCGCUGCACUUGCUACACCUACAAAGACAAGGAGUGUGUGUACUACUGCCACCUGGACAUCAUCUGGAUCAACACCCCCGAGAGGACUGUACCAUAUGGGCUGUCUAACUACCGAGGCAGUUUCAGAGGCAAAAGGUCUACAGGACAGCUUUGCAAGAGCACAGAGCCUUUAGAUUGGUCUUUAUCACGGUGUUCUUGUUUGGACAUACGUGACAAACAGUGCAUGUUGUUUUGCACAAGAACCCAGGACAGCAGAUGUAAUCAGGGGUCACUGAAAAAGACAGUAGAAAAAAAGCAACGCAGAGAAAAUGAACAUGCCCUCAUUCAUUAGCACAGAGGGUCCAGGCAGUUUCUGAACUGAGAGGUUUAGUGUUUGUUUGCCGAAGCUCAGAAGCAAGAAUCUAAGCUACAAAUCUCCCAUGAGAUGGACAUAUUGGAAUGCUUCAGGCUGGCUGCCAAUAGAUAAUUGAGCAGUAUGCAAUGCCUUUAUUGCAUUGAUGUCAGUUUGAAGGCACAUGAACCUGUGUGAAGAACUUUGCAUCCUUUUAUACUUCUCCGACAAGAGUGUCAUAAACCAUGCAGUACAGGAUGAGUAUUUGCAUGUACCCUGGAGAUGCGGGGGAGGGAAAAAGGAGUAUUCAAACUUAAGCAACACAAACAGAUUCAAGAAUGACUUUUUACCUGGUUUUAAAAAUAAUACAGUAGAAACAUACUGUUCCACUUAGUGCUUGCUGCCUGCGUGAAGUAACCAGUUCCAGCUGUAUGCAGGCAAUUAUGAUUGGAGAAUCUGGUAAAUUAGAGAAUUGUCUGUAUAAGAAUUUGCAUUAUGGAUAAACAGAAACAAAAUACGUCUCUUGCUAAUAGAUGCAAGCCUAUUAGCCAAUCAUCAUAUUGUAACGUUGUUGGCAGAUAUUUAAAUGUCAGUAUCUAUGCAGAAUAAAUAUGAAUGGUUAAUAUUUAUAGCAUUAUAAAAUAUAGCAAGUUAGCAAUAUACAGUAAGUAUUCAAUAGGUUACUUAAUUAAGGCACAAAUUAUUUCUGUGCUGGAAGCUUCAAUCCAGAAACACAUCUACAAUGAAUAUCUAGGGAUAUACACUGUAGUUGAUGAAUGGAAUUCCAAUUAUCCAUCAACAAGAAUCUGCUGAGGAUGAAACUAAGACUGACAGAUACAAAAGCAUUAUCUAAACUUUAUACAUUCAAAAUAAUUUACAUCUCUCUCUCCUAAUCCCAUAUGUGCUGUGCCAUACAUACCCAGUGCAUACAUUCCUAUUUGCUGAUGUUUUUAACCCUUGAUUCAAACCACUUUACUGAGCAGUUGAAGGAUUGGGGAAAUGUCAAGAAAAUGGGAACAAGGACAAUGUUGGUCCGUGGAAAUUUAUCAUCAAAAGUGAUUUCCUCAGCAACUAUGGACUUGACUGUUUUUUGGGGGGAAACAAAAGAACAAGCAAGAGGAUGAAUAACGCUUCCAAAUGUUGCUCUUCGAUAGGAUUUAAAAUGUAACAGAGGAAUUUCCUAACUUGUGGCAUUACUGAUUCCUUUGUUAGACCUUCAUACAAAUCUUCCUAGGUGAAACUAUGAGCAAAUGACAUUUAUAUUUUAUCAGAAGAUAGUUGCAGACCAAAACAAAAACUAAAUUGAAUAUAACUGAACUUUGAGUUCACAAUACAAAUGGAUAUAUAGGUUAAACGGUGGCAAUAGACAUUGAAACAAGAAAGGGUAAGGUCUCUGCCAAAAAAUUAUAUAUAUAUUAUAUAUAUGGAUAUAUUUCAUAAAUAAAUUAUUAGAGUUAUAAAGUGAAUAUAUCUUUCAAGUAUCACUGUUUUUUACUUGCUGGCAUGAUUUUGUAUGUUUAUAGAAAAGUAGAUUAUUUAUUGUUAAAACACUUCACCUAUGGCUUUUUGGUGUGGCUUUUUUAAAAUAAUGUAACAAAGGGAAUGUGUGUGCGCAUGCAUAUGUAUAUAUAUUUUAAAUAACCAACCUUUUGUUAUGAAGGCAAUAAUGUUCAUGUAUAACCAUUUUUUGGAAUACAUAUGCACAAUUAGGAAUAUGAGAAUUUCCCAUCUUCAAAGGAGAGUGGUAGUUCUCCUAAUAAGCUGCGAAAUAAGUAAAAUCAAAAUCACAAUAAAAAGAGCUCUUUGAUAUAACCAUGAAUUAAAAAGAUAUAAUUUAAUCUUCUGUCUCUUCCUUGGCUGAAUGGAUAUCUUGGUAUAACCUAUAUCUGGUCUCACUGGAGUUGUUGGACAAAUGCAGAAGCACUCAAUCCAGGCUAGUUAUGAACUCUGUACUCUUGCCUCAGCCGGAAGAUCCACAGACUUCAGGAUCAGGCAAUAAAGAGACUCAAGGUCGCUAGCACCCUACUGACUCAAUGCUGCCUCCACUGGUACUGUUAGCAGGCUCUCUCUGGUACAAGUGGUCAAUAUAUUUUGGAUUCCUACUAUUUUCUCCUAGGUGGGAGCUGGUGCAAUUUAAAUUUUGUAUCCCUACAUGGAGUCUCACCCCUAAGUCCUGCUUGUCUUCUCUACAGUGUUUUUUUCCAAAGAUGGAGUACCAAAUUCACUGAGGUUCUAUGCCAUCUUGUAAUGAUGUAAACUUACACUUGCCUGUCCAAGUUUUGGCACUGCACUGGAUUUGACCCUGGAGUGUUGGAGGGACUGCUGUGCUUUGGCAUGAGGAAGAGAAUUACUGGAUUUUACAUCUGAAUGCUCCCUUAAAAUAGUUUGCUUUUGGGGUGCCCCACAGCAGAGGAUAUCAUUCUAUCAAUGUAAUGUUGUAAUUCAUGUGAAAAUUAGUUCAUCAUCAGGGCCUCAAAGUGAAGAAAACAAACAUAGUAAGUGAAAGUUAUACCAAGCCCAGGAGAGGCAAAAAGCAGAGUCGUCUAUGGACCUCUUCUGCUGAAUCUUAGCUAAUGCAGCCCAUGCCCAAACACUAGGCUCAUGCAGGCCCUGGAAUUAUCUGAGCUGGAACUAGAGUUAUUCUACUUGAGAAAAGAUUAAUGGGCUUGACAUUCAGUAAAUAAUAACCUCAUGCAUUUAUAGCAAG
Molecule: messenger RNA, 3579 nt
Organism: Chelonoidis abingdonii (Abingdon island giant tortoise)
Lineage: Eukaryota; Metazoa; Chordata; Testudines; Testudinidae
Gene: EDN3
Product: endothelin 3
Biological process (GO): regulation of vasoconstriction; vein smooth muscle contraction; intracellular calcium ion homeostasis
Cellular component (GO): extracellular region
Molecular function (GO): endothelin B receptor binding; hormone activity
Source: RefSeq, a predicted model, not a curated record